UUCCCGGUAAGGAUAUGCCGAGAAGAAGAGUGGAGGAAUAUGUAUCUCCGGAGAAAUUAAAGGCUUCUAAUUUCCCGGCAAUGCACCUCCAGAUCGGAAUUUGGGAGAUGGUGACUAAGAAUGAAGGCGACGUCACCACCAAAUUUUACUACGCGAAGCGCAAAAUGGUGUGGGAGGUGCUUGAUGGAGCUCUCAAGAGAAAGCUCGAAAUACCGUGGUCUGAUAUCUCUGCCAUAAGGAUUUCCCUACCCGAAGCUCCCGAUGUUCUUCCACGGAAUCAACCCUCAGCCCAGAAAGCACACCCUUUGGCAGAAGUCCGAUGAUUUCACAGAAGGCCAAGCUCCCAAUUGGAGGAUACACUCUCUGAUGUUCUCACCAGGUGUGCUGGACAAACACUGCGAGAAACUUCUGCAAUCCGAUGUGCGCCUGUGUGCAUUGGCCAAGAUGCCGUUCCCAAGCCACGCCUCUCCAUUUUUCAAUCCGGACAUGUUCGUGCCUUUCUCGCUCGACUUCAACAGCUACCCGUAUCCUCCACUACCAACAAUGGACGUGGGGACACCAUCUUGGGCUGGUUAUUAUCCAAAUGGAGGGAUGAUUGACUUUGGGGUGGCUGCAGCACCCUCCAACAAUGGAUUGGGGUUGGGGUUUGGUGCACAGCCUCAAUACAAUGUGAAUGCACUGGGAUUUGAUCCCAGUAUGAGUGCUCAGUUGAUGAUGCCCCCUCAACCUCAGCUCUACCCUGACCCGAGCCUCAACAUGAUGGAUGUUCAAACUCUCCUAAUGGGGCAGCACCAUUUCGCCGAUAACUCUCUGCCUCCCUUUCCCGGUGAAACUUCCGCCUCCCCCAAUUUUUACAUACCGCCAUGGGAGUGAGAGUGAUACAAAUAGCUGCGUUUGGUAGGACUAUUGUAUGUGCUGAUUUGUAUACACUUUGGAGGGUGGGACAAUGUGCCUCGAUGACAGCCGGAGAGGGCACAAGGAAUGAGGAAGAGCCGGAGUUAGAUGCAGAGGAAGAAGUGACGGCCGAUGCAAGCAGGCCGGUGGAGGAGCAAGACAAGGCGGAUCUGCCGGGCACUAGGAAGCUG
This is a messenger RNA of Salvia hispanica, 1085 nucleotides long. The record is from RefSeq and is a predicted model, not a curated record. Lineage: Eukaryota; Viridiplantae; Streptophyta; Magnoliopsida; Lamiales; Lamiaceae.